UCCUAGCAUCGGCAGGACAGCAGCGCUCUCGUAUGUUAGCCACACUCUUCAAGGAUGAGAGAUGCCAGCAGCUUGCAGCCUAUGGGAUCCUGGAGAAGAUGUAUCUGGACAGGAUUAUCCGAGGCAGUCAGCUACAGGAGUUUGCUGCUAUGCUUAUGCCACACCAGAAAGCCACCACAGCUGAUGGUUCCAGUAUCCUAGACAGAGCUGUCAUUGAGCACAACCUGUUAUCUGCAAGCAAACUGUACAAUAAUAUUACCUUUGAAGAGCUUGGAGCAUUACUAGAGAUCCCCGCAGCCAAGGCAGAAAAGAUAGCUUCCCAGAUGAUAACUGAAAGCCGCAUGAACGGAUUUAUUGAUCAAAUAGAUGGAAUCGUUCAUUUUGAAAGUCGUGAAGCUUUGCCAACAUGGGACAAACAGAUUCAAUCACUAUGUUUCCAAGUAAACAACCUUCUGGAAAAGAUAAGUCAGACGGCCCCUGAAUGGACCGCACAGGCUAUGGAAGCUCAGAUGGCUCAGUAGAUGUUUGCUUGGGAUCUUCUAAUUGCACUGCCCUUCCUAUGCAGUGGGAAUUUACAUGGAUUACAAAACAACCACAUAAUCCAUCCCUUCCUUCUUCUGCUAGAACCUUGACUUUGAGCUGUGAUUAGGAGUAUAGUGUUUUGUUUAAAACUCCUGAAGUUUUAUCAACAUACCGUUAUGGUAUCACUGCAUCCCAAAUGUGCUUUCCUGUGUGACAGCUGUGGCUUAGUAGGACUGAAAGGAGUAACCCCUACAGCAGAAUCAGGUUUUGGUUUUGUAAUAGUACUCUAACUGAGUUGUGGUCUUGUAACUUUCUAUGGAUUGUUGUGUUGUGAAACCUUAAGCACCAUGCUUUUCUAGUUAUGUUUAUUCCAAUAAAAGGGGGAAUAAGGCAGUUAGACUCAGCAGCUCUAGAGUUGCCUUGUUCUAUAAAUAGUCACAAUAAUUCAUUCCUUUCUGGUUUUUGAGUUUCAGUAUACAGAUGUUGCAGUAUAAUGCUAGUCUUCUGUGUUGGCUUUGCAACAAGAAAUACUUUGUCUUACAAUUCUGGGGACAGGAAAAUAACUGUCGGUCUCUUGUGUAGGAUAGCAACUAAUCACUGAUCAGAUGAGAGACGUAGAUUAAGCUAGUGGAAAAAAGGGAAUACUUUUUCCAAGCACAUUAGGACAAUGAAACUGGUUAUUACUGCAGAAGUGGUUAUAAAAAGAACACAUAUACAAGUGAGGCGAAAAACCUUUUAUUUUUUCCCUGAUAAUUCAUAGCAAAUAAGCCAAAAGUGCUGCCUUGCUUGCUUGCAUGUCCUGUAGAUCUUGGUAUUCUUGCAUAUAGACUCUGAAUAUGCAGAAACAAAUAGAGGAAACCUGGAGUGACAAGUGGGGGACAAAAAGACAGUUACACGCAAGGCUAAGAUGAUUAACAAUAUACACUACCACGAAUUGUACUUAAAAGUUUUAAAAGUCUUGCAUUUCUUGAAUGUUUAACAAAUCUCAUCACAAGGUAGAACAAUAUUUUAAUUUGAGAAAUUUGUCUUAAACAAGGCUACAAAAGUAUUGGGACAGGAUCUAAUGCCUUCAGUCUUAAUGGAAAGAUGAAGCAAACUGGAGUAAAGUCUUUUCCUUGAUUUACUCUAAAAUUUUCUGGUUGAGGUUACAUUAACCAUUGGGCCCUGUAUUCAUGUUGUUUGGUUCAGGAACCCUAAAUGGUUUUCCACAAAAGGUGUCAGGGGAGGGGGGGACUUUGCUCUUGAUUUUAGCUUGCAUAGACUGCUGAUUAGUGCAGUGGCAGAUUAAGAUUUAUUGGGGCCCUGGGCAAACAGAAAAUUAGAGGCCCCCCCACACCCUGUUAUAAACAUUAAUGUAUCAAAAAGCAUUAAUAAAAAAAAAAGCACCAACCAAACAAAAACAGCAUUCUCCAAAUUCUUCAGCUCAGACUCUAAGGAACCCUGCCAAACUCUGGUUUAGGCUUGGACCAUCAGUGCACACAGUGUCUCCCUGGGUGCUUCCUUCAGGGCUUUCUCCCCAGCUCCCUGCUACCAAAGUUCCAUUGGAAGCUAGAGCUAUAUUGCCUUUCCAGAAGAGCUCCUAUAGGCUACUGGGAGGUGACGGAGUCCAUCCUCCUAACUAUCUUCCAUCAUAAAAAUGGGGGGAGUCAGCUUCCUGGGUGCCAUUAACUGUAGGAGGGACAGGAUCUGUGCACAGUGGGAACUAUCACUGUGUUCCUUAAUUGUGGAGUCUAAGGAGGGAUGUCUCCAGUCUAUGGGAGGUGGGGGCGUGUCUUGAGUCUAUGUAGGAGUGUCUUGUGUCUAAGGAGAAGUGUUUCCCAUAUAAGGAGGGGUGCCCUGAACCUAGAGGGGUUUCAAAAGUAUAUGGGGCAAGAUGCCAUGAAUGUAAAGGUGUGAGAGCCCCAGCUUCAGCUCUGAGGUAAAGGGUCGGAUGAAAACAUCCUCCCUCAGCCUUCCUGUGGUCUCAUCCUGAUCCCUUUGAGCCCAGGGUCCCACUCCAUCUUUGCUGCUUGGGUUCCACAUGGAUUCCACCCAGGUUGUCUUGUAAGGUGGGGGGCAACUGGCCCUGCUGUGGUCUCCUUGCAGAGCUCUAGCAACUCCCAGAAGUGGGCUCUUUCUUUCCCCUUCCCCCUGUGUACCUAGUGCUGCAGCUGCCCCCACUGCCCCGGGUGCGGCAUAGCCAGAAGCUGUGGCUGCCUGAAGAGGUGGGAAGGCUUCCCAGCCACCCACCCCCUACGAUCCACCCAUCACCCCCUACCCCCAGCCUGGGGAUCUGCUUUGCCCGUCCCCAGGGUGAACAGAUCAUGUGCCCCGCCCCCAGCAGCCCAGCCCCAGCCCCAGUGCCAGCCCUGCUGCUGCUGGUGCCAGUGGUGGCCAGGUGGGAGGAUGCACCCCUGGCCACUGCUGCUGUUACUGCCGUGUGCCUUGCUGGGCAGUGCUGCUGCCAAUGACCUAGACAGCUACCUGCACAGCACCAUCCUGGACUGUCCAGCACAUUAGAGAUUUUUCCCAAGCGGCCCCUGAUUGGCAGGGGUCCCUGGGCCCAGGCCCUGCAGGCCUAUGUGUUAAUCCACCCCUGGUUAGCCCCUGUCCAAGGAAGCUAAAUGUGUGGGUUUGAGUCAGAAGAGAAUUUCAGUCUCCCACUUCUCAGGCAGCUCCUGUAACUACUUAUCUGUUACGGUGACUGCAACUAUAUUUUGUAUGAAAGGUGGUUCGGUUGAAGGUGUUAGGCAUUCCCCAAGCAGGCAUAGUAGAUGAAACCCCUUAAGGGCUUUAGCCACAGGAAUGUCUAGAUUUUGGAUCCUGAGCAGGCUUUUGAAUAAGCUGGGCACUGAACUACUCGGCUCAGUCUUGACCAGUUCAAUUCUGACUAUGUGGAGAAGUGGUACACGAUGGGCCUUGAGAAUUUGAAAGUCAGACAACAAGGUGCCUGCACAGCUAGGGCAGCAGCUGAGUAAGGGUUUUUAGGAGCACAAAUUCAGACUUAAGUACCUAAAGUCCAUUAAAGUCCUAUAUUUGUUCAGAUACUCUUUUUUAAAUUAAAUAAGUACAUAAAUAUAAAUAAAUAAAAAGCACAUGCUUCAGAGGGUACAGUAAAACAGUGGGGUGAGAGAGUGGCUGCUUCCCAUGGUACACUGCUACAGCAGAUCUAGGUGUCUGCUACUUAGAAUACAGGAAUUCCAUAAUCCACCUGCAGGAACUGAGUCACAUGGGGCCUCUAUAAAACAGAGCCAUAGAUUUCUCCCCAAUCUCUGUUGGCUUUUGAGCUGGUUCAUUCCUUUGUGGAAUAAGUCAGGCCAAAUGUUCAUGCCUUUCCCACUGUAGGUAUUACAUAGUCUGGAAUACCUUUGGUUAGCCAACAAGGCUCUUUGCCAGUGGUAAUUAUCCUUACUGUUGUUUGGUCUUGUGUUUCCUGACUCUGCCAAUUGUAGUGAUGACCAUGCUUUAUUUUAGAUUGGUUUGAGUCACUAGGGUAAGUCUCAUCUUGUAUUACAGCGGGCCCUGUAGCACAGACCUCACAUUAAAAUAAGCUGAUGGUACAUCUUCUAAGACUUCAGUAUCACCCAAAGGAUGGACAGAUGAGGAUAGCUUUAUGCUACUAUCAUCUGCAUAUUACUGAUUCUACGCCAGACUUUUCCAUCACACCCCAUUUGUCCUAAAACUGAUUUUAACUAACACACUGCUCCUCAGGAAUAUUUUUGAUCAAACACGUAUACCUAGAAAACCUUUAAACGAACCUUGUUAGAAGAUUCCUUGUUCCUUCCUUUUGUUAAUGUCUCUCUUUAGCUGACAAGCAGAACACAUAGGGCACCAUAAGACAGUGCAGCAAUCAGAAAGGAUGGAUCCCUGUUAAAACAACAACAAUCACCAUCAUCAUAGACUCCAGACUUCACAGGAUUAACUUCUGACCUGUUAAAAUAAAUAAAUAAAUAAGAUAUUAAUAUCGAUCUUGCAUAUUUCUUAGACAGUUCUGCUAUUUGAUGGUCUGGCAUGCCAGGGGUUGACUCUAGAAAUAUAAGGAUAUCACUUGAAAAAAAAGCAUAUAGCUUACACUCUUGAUAGAAAAUCUGUUGGAGAAAAAAAGUCUGAAAAUGGGGAUGAUAAAUCAAGAGGGGAUUGGAUAAGUGAUGAAGACUGAGCAUGAAAAAUAUACUUUGGGUUAAAUAGAGACUGUAUAGCUAUGGUUAUGAUAUAUUUAACACCUGAAGAGCUGCAUUAGAAAUUGUCAGACAUACAUUUAAUUUAGAGUGAUAAAGAAAUACCAGUCUUCUCUGAAGAGGCAUUAGUUAUUUCUUAAGCAAACAGUAAAGCUGUACUAUAAAGUGGCAUAUAUUAAUAACAAAUACAUUGUACUUGCGUAUUCCAUGAACUAGUCAUAGAAGAUGCAUAAUCAUUGUUUUACAUAUACUUCAUGUUCUUUCCCUAAGUGCAAAUCACAUAAUGCGUUAGUGGUAGCUGAGAUUUGACUCUAUGCCAGAGGUCAGCAUAUAUUGCUUAUGUUGAGCUGGAGCUAUGUUGUUCUGGCCCACAGUUUGGAAAGGUUGUAGGCUGCUGUUCUAUGCUAAUUACCAAACUACAUUGCCUCUCAUGUUCUAAGGGAAGCCACUUAGCAGUUGGGGACACAUGACUGAAUUAUACCUGGCCUACAAAAAAUAGUAAACCAUUGUGUUAAAUAGGUGAUUUGCUGCUUUAGGUGGUGGUUCUUUGAACAGGGGUACAACAAAUGAUUAAAUAGUAACUAACUGGGAUACUGUAUUUUGUCCGGUAGAGUGUCCUCAUAGCCACACUUGAGCCGCAGAGGCAGCAUUCAUUCAUGUCACUUGCAAUUUGACAUGGGAGACAUGGACAACAGAAUAUUCCACACAGACCUGGGGAGACAUAAGACAAAACAACAAAUGAGGGUCACUAGAUAUUUCCACUGAAUUCAUGCUGAUGCUUAGCUCUCAUCGCACAAGCAAUGUGAAGGUAUCUAGAAAAUGGAAGGAAAACAGUUGGGAUGUACCGUAAACUAGAACUAGCACAAGGGAGGGAGAGGGCUCUACACAACUUGAAAGUGUUGUUGGCUGUAACCUUAGAUGUAGUUCUUAUAAUCUUACUUUGUAAGGGGAUAUCCACUCCCCAGAAAAGGUGUGUGUUGACUGCAGGAACUGAGCCCAUGAUUUAUUUUGUGUCAAAUCCUAUUAAAAAACAAGGCUCCAUUUUCUUUCAAAGAUAUAAGUUAAUAAAGUGAACCAUGGGCAGGAGGCAUAAUGUUGACCUUGCCUAGCUACAUAAUAGUAAUAGUUACCUGCUUUAUCGAUGGGGUUGAAGUAUGCCUGAAAGCAGUGGGAGUACAAGGGAGGUUUUGCUCUGUGUGUGUGUGUGUGUGUGCGUGCGUGCGUGCGUGCGCGCGCGGACGAAUCAUCAUUGAGUAGCAAUGUCCCAGCAGAUAGAGGAAACAACACUAUAAACUUUAAAUAAAUAAGGCCCCUGCUACACAUUACAUAUAUUACACAAUUAACUGGUUAAGUGAACAAUAAAUUUAGACUGGCCAGAUGUGCAAAAUAAGAUUGGCUGCAAAUGCAAAGUAUUUAUCACAGAACUAACUGUUUAAUUGUGUAGUACAUCUAGACCAGCCACAUGUGCAAAGCAAUUAUCACACCAUAAAAAUGACUAUGCAGGUAUACAAAGAGCCAACCGGCUAUAAAGUUAGUGCUUGAAAAUAUGUAGCAACUCUAGAGCUGGUAUCUAUCCAUCUUUAAUUUGAAUGUGUAGCAGGGUCCUAAGCAAUAUAUAAAGCCAUUCCCAGUAAAAGACUGGUGAUGACACAAAUCAUAGAGUCAACCCAAAACAAGUUUGAAAUAGUAAUAUAUC
Molecule: messenger RNA, 6375 nt
Organism: Alligator sinensis (Chinese alligator)
Lineage: Eukaryota; Metazoa; Chordata; Crocodylia; Alligatoridae
Product: COP9 signalosome complex subunit 4-like
Exons: 5
Coding region: 33-521 (162 amino acids)
Cellular component (GO): COP9 signalosome; cytosol
Source: RefSeq, a predicted model, not a curated record